GGAAGAGAUGUUAACUGGCCGACUGCCAGGUAGAUAUUCAACAGAGGAUGCUAGCUGUGCCCAUGUCUGACACGACAAAAGGACAGCAACUCCUGAAUAACUGGAGCAAAGAUGAAACCACAUGCUUUAUCGAGGACAUUAAGACAUCAGACUGAGAGCCUGUAGCCAUGGAUGGGCAUGUUGCCAAAAACAAUGAAAGCACCUUCCCCAGCUUUGUGGAUCUGGAUGACUUUCUCACCAAGCACAACUCAAACUUCAUCUGGCUCCUUGUUGCCACCAUUCUGUCCUGUGGAUGGAUCAUCUAUUUAACCUAUUACAACUCCCGCAACAUCGGCCUCAUCCUCACCCUCAUUAUCAACAGACUCUACAAGGAUGGCUACAUUCACAUCGGCUCCUUCUCCUUCUCUGUGCUAUCUGGGAAAGUCAUGUUCAGAGAUGUCUACUACAUCAACCAAGACAUGUCUAUCAGGAUACAGGAUGGCUUUCUCAUAUUUCGCUGGUGGAAAAUGUAUAAUCCAAAACAGAAACAGCAUGACCCCAAGGCAGAGACCAGGCUUUACGUGACGGUUAAUGGCUUUGAGUUUCACGUCUACAACCGGACUGACCUCUACGCCCGCCUGCAGGAGACCUUUGGACUGGAACCCACGCUUUUAACACCCAAAAAAGAUGAAGAGAGGGGACGAGAAGACAGAAAUAAAACCUUAGAAAGCGUGAACAUCAAAGCAGAGAGUCAAGACCCCACGUCGUCAUGGCGCUCCCUCAUCCCUGUCAUCAAAGUCAACAUCAGCACUGGUCGCUUGGCAUUUGGGAACCACCACCUCCCUCAGACUCUAUGUGUGAACUUUGAGGACGCCUUCCUUACAUAUGCCACCAAGCCCCCAUCCAGCCACUUGGACCAGUACAUGCACAUCGUCAAAGGCUCAUUGGAAAAUGUGCGCGUCAUGCUGGUUCCUAGUCCACGCUACUUGGGCAUGCAGAACGAUGAACCUCCCAGACUGAUGGGUGAAGGCUUUGUGGUGAUGCAGUCCAAUGAUGUUGACAUCUAUUACUACCAGGAUGAACCUGGACUGGUCCCUGUGGAGCAGGAGAGUGGAGAAGAGGCAGAGACGUGCAGCGAGGGUGAUAAGCUCCAGGAUUUACCUCCAUGUUGGGGUCUGGACAUUGUCUGUGGAAAAGGAACUGACUUCAACUAUGGGCCUUGGGCAGAUCGCCAGAGGGACUGUCUGUGGAAGUUCUUUCUUCCGGCUGACUACCAGGCCAUGAAAGUGACCGAGGUUGCCCAACCAGGAAAACCUAGGCAGAUCCAGGCCUUCGAGCUCCGCAUGAACAUCAUUGCUGACGCCACCAUCGAUCUGCUGUUCACCAAAAACAGGGAAACCAAUGCCAUCCAUGUGAAUGUAGGUGCAGGCUCUUACUUGGAAGUCAACAUCCCCAUGACUGUAGGAGAGAAUGGCUACUCUCCUACCAUCAAAGGUCAGCUACUUCACGUGGACACUACAAGCAGCAUGCAGUACAGGACUCUUCUGGAGGCUGAGAUGUUAGCUUUCCAUGUGAUAGCCAGUUACCCUCGGGUGUGGAACAUGCCUCAGUCAUGGCAGUGUGAGAUUGAGGUGUACAAGGCCACCUACCACUUCAUCUAUGCCCAGAAAAACUUCUUCACUGAUUUGAUACAGGACUGGGCGAGUGAUAGCGCUCCAGACAUCUACUCUUUUGUGCCCUAUUCAUGGAAAUUCAAGAUCCUUUUCCACCAGUUUGAGAUGAUCUGGGCAGCAAACCAGCACAACUGGAUUGACUGUUCCACCAAGCAGCAGGAGAAUGUGUACCUGGCAGCUUGCGGCGAGACGCUCAAUAUAGACUUCACUUUGCCUUUCAAUGAAUUUGUUCCAACCACCUGCCAUACCCGCUUCAGCUUGAAGGCGGAGGAUACAGACAUGCGACUGUCCCUGCCAGAGUGCCACCCGAGUCGCUAUCCCCUCCUCACCCUGGCCAAAGACUACCAGAACGUCAAGCUGCCCCCGGACAUGUUCAUGCCAGGGGAGAAUCAAGGUGCUCCCCCUCCCAAACCCAGCAAGUCUCGCUGGAGGAACAUCACCCACGCAGAAGCUGGCUGGGUGGAUUGCUGGAGUGUACCCAACUUCUUACUCAUCAUUGACUACACCUGGCAUCCCAUCUAUCCCCAGAAGGCUGAUGAGCAGCUCAAACAGUCAUUGUCCGAGAUGGAAGAAUCCAUGUUGUCAGCUCUGCGUCCCCCAGAACAUACAUCUGUACCCCACAAUGCCCCGCCACGCUUCACCACGUCCUCCUCAGCUGCUCACAGCCGGGUGCCCACUGACCCCUCAGAGCUGCCUCCUGAUAGGCUUCACGUGGAGAUGGAAAUGUCCCCAGAUUCUCAGAUCAUCCUCUAUGGGCCUUUGCUCCGAGCACUGAUUUCCAUCAAGGAAAACUAUUUUGGUGAGGAUGACAUGUACACAGACUUUGAGGAGGCGGUGUCCAGCCCUGUGUUGUCCACCUCGACCUCUUCGGGCCUCGGCUGGUCUCCUCUGGGCAUGGAAGACCGUGAACAGAAGGAAGCCUCAGACCUCCACCCCCUGGACCUGCGCCCCUGGGACAUCACUGUGCUCAUCAACCUGUACAAAGUCCACGGCCGACUGCCAAUGCACUGCAGCAGCGAGGGUCCUGAAGGUCCGUCUGGCUUCUUAGAGCGCCUGUGUUUUGAGAUGAAGAAGGGUUACAAGGAGACGAUGCUUCAGCUGCUCCUGUCUCCCAUUCACAUCUUCGUCAGUGACAACUACCAGCGUCCCACAGCAGAUGGGGUCUUGAGGGACGGCCACCUAAGUCUGUCUGGCCUGCAGAUGAGGGCCCAUGCCAUGUUUUCCGCUCAGGGCCUUCCUCUUGGCAGUGAUACGCUGGAGUACGCCUGGCUCAUUGACAUGCAGGCUGGGGGGCUCACCGGCAGGGUCACUGUUCCACAGCUGGCCAGUAUGAUAGAGUGGGGUGAAACUUUCCUUUUCCACGUGGUGUCCCGAGAGUUCCAGCUAGAACAGCCCAAGCCCUCUGUCAUCUGCCAGCACGGCGUCGACCGUCGCAUCUGCGAUGCCAAGAUGAGCUGCCUGCCAGGUCACUGUCGCACAUCAGAGGAACUUAAGUACACCAUGACCCGACUGGCCAUGGACGGAGUUGACCUCUUCAUUGUGGAGCAUGGCUGUGCUGCCAAUGUCAAGACGAGUAUCAUCCGCGUAGCUAACUGCAACCUGCACAACCAGGCAGUGGGGGAGGGCAUCAGUGCCGUGGUUCAGGACGUAAACAUCCGGCAGUACAUCGAGCAGCAGCAGCACAACGAGGCAACCAGGCUGCAGCCGGCUGGACAGGGUCAAGGUCCGGGUCAGCCGUUAGGUCUCAGUCAGCCCCCUUUGCUGCGACGAUCUGUCUGGCUGGAGGCGGGUUCAGUCAACCUGAACCUCAUCACAGCAGACAUCGCCCUGGCCGCUGACCACCCAGCCAAAUGUGAAGUCCAGAGGCAUUUUUUGGAACUACACGAUGCUCAGACCAAAAGGCUCUGGUUCCUGUGGCCAGAGGAUGCCAGCAUUCGGAACAAGCGCAGCAGGAACCGCUGCGGCUGCCUCGGAGGCUGCAGGUUCUUUGGAGGCACCAACAUGGGCUUGGACUUCUUCAGGCUUGAGGAGCUGACGCCGUCGUCCUCGUCUGCAUUCUCCUCCUCCAGCACUGAGUCAGACAUGUGUUACGGCCAGUCCUUGCUACAGCCUGGGGAGUGGAUCAUUACAAAGGAAACACCCAAAGUGGAUGGGAGAGUUGUCGGGCUGAAAACAGACACACACUCACCAUGCCUGCCUCCUGAGCUGCCCGAGAGGCGGGGUCAACAGCACCUCAGUCUCCAGGUGCCCCAACGCUCCCACAGUUCCGCCUCCUCGUCAGAAGAAAACAGUUCGUCCAGUGCAGCGUUGCCCCUGCUGGCUGGAGAGAGGGACACCCCCUCGCCAAGCACAGAGGAGCGCAUGUUCCCCAUGAACGGCAAAAGCCCUGCUGACACCCUAGGGGAGGUCCCAGAGGUCUCACCAGUCUCACCCAACAGCUCCCAGGACCGCUCCUCGGUGCGCUCACCCCUCUGCUCUCCUCUCAAACGCCAGUCCUCUGUACACUCAGGUCGGCUGGGCAGCACCAAGAGCCUCUCAGCUGCCGUGUUCACCGACAAGCCUCCCCCAGUGCUGUCCGGAGGCGUCCAGUUCAGCAGCGAGGUUUCCCGCAGCGACGAGAAUGUCCUGGACUCGCCUCGUCAGCGAAGAAGCUACGGCUCCUUCCCCUUCACGCCCUCAGCCGACUCCAACACUUUCCAUCAGUACCGCUCGGCCGACUCCAGCAUGUCCGUGGCUGACAGUGAGGCCUAUUUCUCCGCUGCUGAGGACUUUGAGCCAAUCAGCAGCGCUGAUGAAGGUCCGGGAACAUACCCGGGGCGCAAGAAGAAGAGGAGGCAGCAGAUGCAGCAGCCACAGCAGCCCCCAUAUCACAUGGAGAACUACAGCCGGAGCUCCAUCUACCACAGCGUUGAGGGUCCCCUCACCUAUGUUCUCAAUGGGGAACUGAUCACUGAGCCACGUCCCCUGCCGCUGCCUCCGACCCUGCCCCCGCUCCCGCCCCAACCCCUGCCCAGCCACACAUCUCAGGCCUCUUUCGUCUCAGCCCUGGCCAUGGAAGAGGAGAGCUCGGUGGAGGCAGAGAAGACGGCCGAACCUGGACCAGUCACGAGACAGCCUCAUGUCAUGGCAUGCUACCAGAACUACCUGGCCCAUUACCAGGUCUCAAAUUGGUCUGUCAAGCAGCCUACCAAUAAGAGGACCUCCAAGUCAUCUCUGCACCGCCCCUUAGAUUUGGACACACCCACCAGUGAAGAGAGCUCUGCUUCCUUUGACCAGCUCUCUGUGCCCAGCUUUAAGGUGAUAAAGCAGGGACUGGCAGCCAGUUCUUUAUUGGACAGAGGAAUUCAGCUGAUGGGAGAGAAUAACAGUACACCAUAUACCCCCCUGGAUAAGAGAGCCAUGGAGAACACAGAUGAGGACACAACAACAGAUGACUGGACUCUGGAGCAGCCUUUAGCUCAGACCAGGACCACCGCCAUUGUGGAGGUUAAGGGUGCCAUCAAUGUGGUGCUCACGCCCCUUGUGGCUGAAUCGCUGGACAGGUAUAUUGAGUCUAUGGUUCACUUUGCCAGUAUUCGACACCCUGCUGCAAUUCUGGACGACCUGCAUGGGAAAGUUCUCAAUGAAGCCUAUCAGAUCAGCAAGUCUACAGUCACCGAGUCUAGCCAAACAGGCAAGCAGGAGCACAAGCUGUCUAAGACAGAGGGCACGACCCCUGGCUCUACCAACAUCUCCCAAGGCCAGACGGACCUGUCCGUCAAACCAGAUAAUGUGAAAAUCAAGGGCCUCCAAGCCAACGUCUCCAUCCCCAAGGUGAACCUUUGCCUCCUGCAGGCUUCUGUAGAGGAGGGGUCACCGUCUUGCUCCAACAAGUGUGUCACGCAUGUGUCUCUUGUGGCGCUGUGCUUCGACAGGAUUGCAACCCAGUUCAGGAUGAACAGGGGUAUCGUAGAAGAGACUCCAAACACCACAGAACAUGGCCGACCCUCUGUCAUGUUGGAGAAAUACGCCUCGGCCACCAAGAUGCAGCCCCAGUCAUCUGGCUCUCUGCGCUCCAACGCUGGCAUCGAGAAAGGCAAAGAGAUUGCUGCUAGGCUCAACAUCCACCGUAUCCACAGUCAGCUCCGAGGCCUUGACUCCACAGACAUUGGCACAUGUGCCAUCACAGCCAUUCCCUUUGAGAAGUCCAAAGUGCUGUUUGGCCUGGAGGAAAUGGAGGAAUUUUCCCUGGUAGAUGAGACAGACACCCAGGCCACCUCAGGUGAUCUGGGCCGUUCCACAGCAUCUCUUGAGAAAUGGGGCUGGAUCAUGUUUGAAUGUGGCAUCGAGAACCUCACAGUCAAAGGGGGCCGCCAGUCAGGAGCCAUUCUUUACAAUGCUUUUGGUGUGAUGGGACGCUCAGACACUGGGGGGAAGACAGGGACGUCUAAAUCCAACGGUUCGACAGGCUCUCAGACAGGAAGUGGUUACAGUACUGACGUCUCUGAUGACAACCUGGCACAUGACACUAUGAGCCCUGCCUCUGAUGUCAACGAACACUCGGACUCAGACGACCAAGAUGAAGGGGUCGAGUCAGACGACCUGAAGAAAGACCUCCCCCUCAUGCCCCCACCACCUGACUCCAGCAGCAUGAAGCUGACCAUCAGAGAGAUCUGGUUCAGUUUUGCUGCUCCCACCAACGUGCGCUCACCUUCACAGGCCAUCUCCAGGCAGCUGAAUCUGCUCAGCACAGCCACGCCUGCCAUCGGUGCCUGGCUGGUUCCCAUCGACCAGCUCAAAUCCUCUUUACGCAAACUGGACAUGGAGGGCACACUGCGUGUGUGUGCUGUCAUGGGUUGCAUUAUGACAGAAGCUCUUGAGAAAAAGACCAUCCACAUCCCCAUCCGGAGCAAGUACAACCGUGUCACUAAACGAGCUCGCUACCUGCAUGAAAAUCCCUCCUGUAUGCUCUGUAAUAUCCUGCACCGCUACCUGCAGCAGGCCGACUACUCCGUCAUAGAGGAGGCUACCAUGAAUGAUGGGGUCCCAGCCCUUGUUACCCUAAAGAAAGGUCUGGUGGCUCUGGCCAGACAAUGGAUGAAAUUCAUUGUUGUAACUCAGGGCUUCAAGGCUAUUGGUCUGAUGAGGCCCAAUCAGCUUACCAAACCCAAAGAGCCUCAGCAGAGCCUGGGUGAGACUAUCCUGGGCCUGGACAAUGGAGCUGCACUGCAGAGUGACACCAGCGCAGACGGAGCUGAAUUUGAAUUUGACGCAGCCACAGUGAGUGAACACACCAUGUUGCUGGAGGGAGCAUGCAGUCGUCCCCCACCAAAAGAAGCCAACUCUGGUCCUGUCAGUGGAGUGGAGAUCAUGAGGAAACUGUCCAAAUCCCACACACACAGCGAGUCUGCGCUCAGGAUAAAGGGCUCCCAUCCAUACCAGUCGCUGAGCUACACCAGCGGUGACACAGCAGCUGACUCACCGGCCCAUGUGAGCCGCGCAGGCCUGCCAGCCAAGGACAGCCCCAGGAAAGAGAGUCUCCUGAGCAAUCUGACGGGCAGCUUUCGCAGUCUGCACAACCUGCUGGAGGGCACGCCUCAGAGGAACGAGCCAUCUGCUGCCGCCGCGGCCAAGAGCAGCUCCCUCACUCGCACAGGAAACAGCUUAGGGACAGACAUGCUGACAGAGCACCCGCUGCUGUCGGAGCCCUCCUCCGUCAGUUUUUACAACUGGAUGUCCAACGCUGUGGGCAACAGGACUGGGGCUGGGAACCAGGAGUCCCCCGUCAACCGCUCCCAGCACAACAGCCUGCAGACAGGUGGGACGUGUAACCUGCCCACAAUUCCCUCAGCAUCAGACUUCAACACAGUGCUGUCCAGCGACCAGAACACCCUGGAUGGGACCCAUUCCCAGCAUUCUCAGCACAGCACCAGCCAGGACGACAUGGCAGACAUUGAGGAGGGCAACCAGUGUCCAGCUGCUGUUCAGCUGGCUGAUGCUCAGGUUGUUUUCAAGCCUUUGCUGAGCUACACAGGCAUUCAGGCUCAAGACACCACUCCUCUUAGUUACAAGAUGUAUUUUGGAGAGCACCUGUCUUUUUCUGGCAACCUCGAGUGUCUCAGAGCAGACAUCGUCGACUCUGACACCUCCAAAGAGCGCAAAAACAAAAGAUCCAGGAGACAAGGCAUGGUGAACCUCCCUCCGCUGGAGUUCAAGCCAGCACUGCUGAUCGAGACAUUCAGCCUGAAUGCGGUGGUGAUGGAGAAGUCGACCAGCGCUCCUCAGGGCCCCACCGCAGCCCCACUCUCCUUCCAUGACCUCAACCGUCGCCACUACAACACCUUCCACUGCGACUUCACCACAGCCUGCCAGGCCAUCAGCCAGCGAGUCGACAUGGCCCUGGUGCGCCUCAUCCACCAGUUCAGCACCAUGAUCGACGACAUCAAGGCCACGCAGACUGACAUCAAGCUGAGCCGCUACACCGCCGGCUCUGCCUCCCCGACACCCACCUUCAAGGCACGGCCCUAUCGCCACUUCAGGUCGUCAGACUUCAGCCGCAGCUCCCGGGGCAGCCUGAACGGGGCGGGCAUCCGCAGCGGAACCCAAACCCUGAAGAGCAAGAGGGGAGUAAGUGGAGGGGGAGGAGCAGGUGGAGGAGGAGGAGCAGGGGUCCCUGGGGCUUUACCACCUAAUGGACCUCCAUCAGGCAUGGACACGCUGGGGAGAAGGGAGCCUCGAGGACGCAGCUCCCUCGGACGUUCAGAGCGGCGUACUUCCAAGGUGUCGAGGAAAGGCUCCCGUGACGUGGCGGACCACAUGGCAAUCCAGAUGGACGACUCUGACUCCAUCACAGUGUCAGAGCAAAGCGAGCCGUCGGCAGAAUGUUGGCAGAACAUGUACAAGCUGCUCAACUUCUACUCCCUCAUCUCCGAUCCCACUGGCAUCCUGGAGAAAAGCUCCCCAGAGAACUGCCUUUCAGAAGGUGGGCGUCGGCCAUCAGAGCCGCUCUGCAAAGUGAUCUUUGAGAACGAGCAGCAGGACCCCACCACGCCCAACAAGCCCCCGGGUGCAGGCGGGAGGCGACGCAGCCUGGUGAGCUCCGAACCCCAGCACGUCACACUCAUAGUGUUCGGUAUCGGCAUGGUGAACCGCACCCACCUGGAGGCCGACAUCGGUGGGCUGACCAUGGAGGCCGAGCUCAAGAAGAUUCACGGAAGCUUCACUCUGAAGGAGAAGAUGAAAGACAUCCUGCACCAGAAAAUGACAGAGACAUGUGCGUCGGCUCAUAUAGGAGGAGUAAACAUUGUCCUGCUGGAGGGCAUAACUCCUGACAUCCAACUGGAGGAUUUCCCAACAUCUCCCACCAGCACAGCUAAACAAGAGUUUCUAACCGUGGUCAAAUGCAACAUCUCCAAGUCACAGGCCUUAUACAGCGCCCAGCGAGGGCUGAAGACCAACAACGCAGCCGUCUUCAAAGUCGGGGCCAUCAUGAUCAACAUCCCCCAGCACCCGGCCACUUUGCACAGCAUGAUGGUCCGCAGCUCCCACCAGCUCUCCAAACAGAUCUCUGACCUCAUUCGCCAGCCCUCCAAUGUUCAGCCUCCAAACAGAGAGGACACCCCGACGCCGCAACCCUCUGACAAAGCGUCCAGCAUCAAUCAGACUCCCGUAGAGGCCAAUGAAUUCCCACAGCUUCCCGAGGGCCUAGAGAAGAAGCCCAUCGUCCUUAAGUUCAGCGCCAUGAUGGACGGCAUCACCAUCGGGGCCGCCCUCCUGCCCUCGCUGAAAGCAGAGUACAAAAUGGGUCGCGUGAAGAGCCACGGCAUGACCGGGGCACAAACCAGUUUCACCUUUGAGUUGCCAAACCACAAGCUUUGCUUCCAGUCAAAAGUGUCCCCAGUGGACAUGUCCACCAUGCCACCAUCAGCCAGCUUGACGCUGCCUCCGGUCACCAUGUCGGGAGAGUACAUCAUGGAGGACCACGAGAGCCACUCAGACCAGGGCUGGGCGCCGGACGACUUCCCAGCAAAGCAAGGAAACUACCUACAAGGCAACUACCUGCGCUGUGUGGCUGAGAUUGGUUCAUUUGAGCACAACCUGACCACAGACCUGCUCAAUCACCUGGUCUUCCUGCAGAAGGUUUUCAUGAAGGAAGUCAAUGAGGUUAUUCAGAAGGUGUCAGGUGGAGAGCAACCCAUCCCACUGUGGAAUGAGCACGACACCUCAACUGAUGCAGACAAGCCAAAGAUCCUGCUGUAUUCACUCAGCCUCAUGUUCAAGGGGAUCCAGAUGACAGCAACCACUCCUUCCAUGCGAGCCGUGCGCUUUGAGACAGGCCUGAUCGAGCUGGAGCUGUCCAACAGGAUCCAGUGCAAGGCCCAGCCCGGAGGCAGCAGCAGUUAUCUAAAACUGUUCGGCAAAUGUCAAGUAGAUCUCAACCUGGCCCUCGGACAGAUAGUCAAGCACCAGGUGUAUGAAGAAGCUGGCUCAGACUUCCACCAGGUGGCAUACUUCAGAACUCGGAUCGGCCUCCGGAACGCUCUGCAGGAGGAGAUCAGUGGCUCUUCCGACAAGGAAGCUGUACUCAUCACACUCAACAGGCCAAUUGUUUUCGCCCAGCCUGUGGCAUUUGACAGAGCUGUGCUCUUCUGGCUGAAUUACAAGGCAGCGUACGACAACUGGAACGAGCAGCGCUUGGCCCUCAACAAGGACAUCCACAUGGCCACAAAGGAGGUGGUGGACAAGCUGCCAGGCAUCCAACAGACCUCAGCUCAGGCCUUCAGCACCCUCUUCCUGCAGCUGACUGUCAAUGACCUGGGCAUCUGCCUGCCCAUCACCAACACAUCCCAGGCCAACCACAGCAUAGACUUUGAUGCCGGCUCAGCCCUGGUCCUGACCAUCGAGAGCACGCUGAUCACCGCCUGCUCGUCCGAGUCCCUGGUGAGCAAAGGCCACUUCAAGAAUUUCUGCAUCCGCUUUGCAGAGGGCUUCGAGACCUCCUGGGACGACUGGAAGCCAGAAGUGCGAGGAGAUCUGGUCAUGAACGCUUGUGUAGUCCCUGAUGGUACAUAUGAAGUAUGUUCCAGGACUACAGGGCAACCCUCAGCAGAAAGCAGUAGUGCUGGUACCUGGACCCUCAAUGUGCUUUGGAAAAUGUGUGGUAUUGACGUUCACAUGGACCCCAACAUCGGCAAGCGGCUUAAUGCUCUGGGCAACACGCUGACAUCACUGACAGGCGAGGAGGACAUAGACGACAUCGCUGACCUGAACUCUGUCAACAUGGCAGACCUCUCAGACGAGGACGAGGCUGACACCAUGUCACCCACCAUCCACAUGAGUCCAGGGAGCCAGUUCAGCCCUCGGCUGACCUUAAGGAAGCGUCUGGUAAACCACAUCCUAGGCCUCAGCCCCAGGCCUCAAAGUGUAUCUGUCCCUGCCGACUACUUAAACUGUGCAUCGCCUCGCCUCCGAGCAGGCAGUGCCAGGCCCCAAAGACCUCUCUCCUGGGCCUGUGAGACCAUUGACCCCAGAAGGCAGAUGGUGAUGGGGAACCAGGUGAUUGACGCCCGAGGGAGGAAGUUCACCAAAAGGGUGGUGGACAUCAGAGAACUGAACGAACAGGCCAAGGUCAUCGACGACCUCAAGAAGUUGGGGGCCAGUGAAGGAACCAUCAAUCAGGAGAUCCAGCGCUAUCAGCAGCUGGAGUCUGUGGCUGUCAACGACAUCAGGAGAGACGUCAGGAAGAAACUGCGUCGCUCCAGCAUGAGGGCGGCCUCUCUAAAGGAUAAGUGGGGUCUUGGCUACAAACCAAGCUACAACCGCUCCAAAAGCAUCUCAGCAGCAGCAGGCAGACCACCUCUAAAAAGGAUGGACAGACAAAGUUCCAGAAUCGGGGAUGUGGAUGAUUUACCGGAUAUCCGUGUGGAUGCUUCAUCUCCUGGACCCCGGGUCACCUUCAACAUCCAGGACACGAUUAAUAAUCAGGCCUUGGACUCUGCAAAUUCACCUGUCAGUCCAGGAGAGGUAUUCAAGUUUCCUGAGGAGACAGAGGUGGACCUGUUGUCAGUCACCAUUGACGAGCCAUCCCAUCCUCAUCAUUACCUUCAUCUUCAUUCUCCAUCCGUUGUUGAGGGUCAGCGCUCAGUUUUCAGUGCCCCUGGCACCCCUGCUGUCUUCUCACCCACAAUUCCCUUCCAGCAUGACGACAUGAGGCGCGACGACCUGUCCUCAUCCUCCUCCGAAGACUCUGAAAAGGAGGACGAGUUUGAACGCGAGAGACCACCGAGCUAUCGAAGGCCUUUCCAAGCAUCUCACAGGAAGUCCUCAGGCUUUUCUGCUGUGAGUCAGCUGUUCAGCGAGCGCUGGCCGAGCACACCUGCCAACCGCAGCUUCAGUGGCCCAGCAACUGAGAGAAACAUUGACUUUGAGCUGGAUGUCCGUGUGGAGAUCGACAGUGGGAAGUGUGUCCUCCACCCCACUACUCAGCAGCCUGAGCAUGAGGACAUUUCCUUCAGGAGGAGCUGUGAGCGCAGCCUCCGGAGUCUGGACCAGGAGUCUCCCCCCAAGAAGAAGAAGCUGCAGCCCACCUACACCUCCACCACCCAUCUUUUAGCCGGAAAGAAAUGUCCCUCGUCUCUGCAGACCAAAUCUAAUGACAUGGAGACCACAGUCUUCUACAUUCCAGGAGUAGACGUUAAGUUGCACUACAACUCCAAGACCCUGAAGACGGAGUCGCCCAAUGCCUCACGUGGAUCCUCUCUUCCCCGCACACUCUCCAAAGAGUCGAAGCUGUAUGGUAUGAAAGAUAGUGGCCCUCCCAACCCUCCCAAUGCAGUCCAAAGCAAGACUAACUCGCUCCUACCUCCCCCGCCCCCACCUAUUCCAUCAGCCAAAGGUAAGGGCAGUGGAGGGGUAAAGACGGCCAAGCUGUAUGCCUGGGUGGCCCUCCAGACUCUGCCAGAGGAGAUGGUCAUCAGUCCCUGUCUGCUGGACUUCCUGGAAAAAGCACUGGAGACCAUUCCUAUCACUCCUGUGGAGAGGAACUAUGCAGCUGUAGCUUCCCAGGAGGAGGACAUGGGUCAGUUCGAUACAGUGGAACCGCUGGAGGAAUCCACCACCUCCCUGGUCUCCUCGUCCACGUCGGCCUACUCCUCCUUCCCUGUGGACGUAGUUGUCUACGUCAGAGUCCAGCCCUCUCAGAUCCGCUUUAGCUGCCUGCCCAUGUCCAGGGUGGAGUGUAUGCUCAAACUGCCCUCUUUAGACCUUGUCUUCUCCUCUAACCGUGGAGAGCUGGAGACCCCAACGGGUGCCCACCCCACCGAUGGAUCGCACCCACCCUCCUCAACCCCGCCGGGGCAACAUAUCCCCAAACCACCUCCCAGCAAAGCAUCUCCGUUGCUGGGGAGCCCUCUGGGCAGGAGCCGCCACAGCAGCAGCCAGUCCGACCUCACCGGGCCCCCAAGUAACUCCUCGGGCCUCAGCUUCACCGCAUGCAUGUCUGACUUCUCCCUCUACGUUUUCCAUCCCUACGGCGCCGGCAAGCAGAAAUCUGCUGUCACAGGGUUGCCUCCGGGCCCAGGGCCAUUAGGGACAGUAGAUGAGGAGCCGUCCUCCGUAACAGGAAGAAAAGACUCUUUGAGCAUCAACCUGGAGUUUGUGAAGGUCAGCUUAUCCAGGAUGAGGCGAACCGGAGGCCCCACAUUCAUCGAAAGCUUCAUUCCUGCUAAAGGUGGCAAAAUGGACACCACCCUCAUCAACAUCUCAGCUGUGUGUGACAUUGGCUCGGCUUCCUUCAAAUAUGACAUGAGAAGACUGAGCGAGAUCCUGGCCUUCCCCAGAGCCUGGUACCGGAGAAGUAUCGCCAGGCGCCUCUUCCUUGGAGACCAGACCAUCAACCUGCCAGCCUCUGGCCCCGCCACCCCCGACUCAGCCGAAAACGUCACCCAACAUCUGUCCCCCGAGUCCAGCCGGAAAGCUUACUGGAGGACAUGGGACGGCAGCACUGGGACACAGCACAUGCCCCAGUCCCCCAACGUCUUUUCAGAGCACUCCACCGGAAGCAACAUGUCCCCGGGCAGCUUGGGCCACCUCAAGUCCCCCGCACCUGGUCGCACCAGGAGUGUGUCUGAUUCCUCUGCUCCAAGGAGAGAUUCAGUGACAAAGACAUCCACUCCGUCCUUCAGUAAAAACGGCAAAGCAGCAGGCCAGCAGGGGGCACCGUGGGAGACAUUGGUGGUGUUCGCCAUCAACUUGAAACAGCUCACCGUCCAAAUGAACAUGAGCAACGUAAUGGGAAACAAUACCUGGACGACCAGUGGGCUGAAGAGUCAGGGCCGGCUCUCUGUCGGCAGCAACCGGGACCGAGAGAUCAGCAUGUCUGUAGGCCUCGGCCGCUCCAAACUUGACUCCAAGGGCGGGGUGGUGGGUGGCAAUAUAGACGUGAACACCCUGGAGAUGGUCUCCCACAUCUCUGAACACCCGAACCAGCAACCCAGCCAUAAGAUCCAGAUCACCAUGGGCUCUACGGAGGCAAGGGUGGACUACAUGGGCUCCAGUAUCCUGAUGGGAGUGUUCAGUAACGCUGACCUGCAGCUGCAGGAUGAAUGGAAGGUCAACCUGUGCACUGUUGACACCAGCCUAUCAGAGAAAAGCGAGAUCUUCGUCCACGGAGACUUGCAGUGGGACAUUUUCCAGGUGAUCAUUUCACGCUCCACCACGCCAGACCUCAUCAAGAUCGGCAUGAAGCUGCAGGAGUUUUUCACUCAGCAGUUCGACACCAGCAAGCGCGCCCUUUCCACCUGGGGCCCCGGCCCCUACCUGCCCCCCAAAACCCCUGUCAUCAACACUGAGAAAGGAGGUGCCGAGCUUUACAUGGACGCAGCCCAUCACCGCCACUGGCCCGGGGUGCUGAAGGUAAUCGCCGGCUGCCACAUUUCCCUCUUCCAGAUGCCUCUGCCUGAGGAUGCCGUGCAGCUGGGCGGUUCAAUGAGCCUCCAUGGCAAUCACAUGACCCUGGCCUGCUUCCACGGUCCCAAUUUCCGCUCCAAAUCGUGGGCGCUGUUCCACCUGGAAGAACCCAACAUCGCCUUCUGGACGGAGGCUCAAAAGAUCUGGGAGGACGGCUCCAAAGAUGAUUCUACCUACAUUGUUCAGACACUGGAUUUCCAUCUCGGUCAUAACACUAUGGUAACAAAACCAUGUGGUGCACUCGAAAGCCCAAUGGCCACUAUAACCAAAAUAACUCGCCGACGGCAUGAAAACCCUCCUCAUGGUGUUGCUACGGUCAAAGAAUGGUUCAACUACGUUACUGCCAUGAGGAACGAAGAGCUGAACUUGCUCAGGAACGUGGAAGCCAACAACCAAGAGAGCGGAGUGGCUGCCAAGAGCUCCAGUCUGCUGAGCAGCUUCCGCAGCUCCUCCAGCUACAACCAUGAAACAGAAACCAUCUUUGCUCUUCCCAGAAUGCAGCUGGACUUCAAGUCCAUCCACGUACAAGAUCCAGAUGAACCUUCUCUGACAGACUCCAACAGUAAACCCAAGGUGGAGUGCAGCGUUGUGACAGAAUUCACUGACCACAUCUGUGUCACCAUGGACGCUGAGCUCAUCAUGUUCCUUCAUGACCUGGUGUCGGCCUACCUGAAGGAGAAGGAGAAAGCCCUUUUCGCCCCGCGGAUGUUCGCGGCUCGCCCAGGACAGAAGAGCCCCACGGCCCUGCACGACGAAAGCUCCUCGGACAAGGACAAGGACAAGGACGAUGGAAUCAACUACACCACCGUGGACUGGAGGGAGUUCAUGUGCAACACCUGGCACUUGGAGCCGACUCUCAGGCUCAUUUCCUGGACAGGACGCAAGAUUGACCCAGUGGGUGUGGACUACAUCCUGCAGAAACUUGGCUUCCACCACGCUAGGACUACAAUUCCCAAGUGGCUGCAGAGGGGUGUGAUGGACCCGCUGGACAAGGUGCUGUCAGUGCUCAUCAAGAAGCUGGGCACAGCCCUGCAGGACGAGAAGGAGAAGAAAGGCCGUGACAAAGAGGAACACUGAGGAAACACUCGUACCACUGUAAUCAGAGCUACAUUCACACAGGUCACACAAACACUGGAUUACUGUAUUACAACAGCUACUACUGUACAACGCACUUGUCAAAAUGCCCAUUUUACCUGCUAAACCCUGUGAAUUUCAGUAUAGUUGUUUACUGUGGUGCAUGCCACUAGCGGCUCAGACCGAAGCGUUUUGCACCGAUGUUAUUUUCUGUAUAUUUUGAACAAAGUAGCAAAUGUUAGUAUUAUUUGACUGCUUUAAUGGAAAAACCCUGCCUCUUUUACCUGUUGUAAAUGACCUUACUGAAAAAUCGCUUGAAAGUUUAUUUUAAGGCUUACCAAUAUUUCAUGAGAAAUGAUUUCUUAAACCAUUGCCUUUUCUUUGUUUCCCAUGGAACACAUGGUAGAUAAUGCUUUAUGUAUUUUAUAGCGUAGUUUUAUGAUUAUUUAAGAACAGUUCAGUGACAGUGUUCUUGAUUUUUUUUUUUUUUUCUUGAGGUGAACAAAUAAAUACUGGGAGGUUAUGGCACAUCAUUCACUCAGCUGUGUGGAUGACAUAAACUUGUAAUUAUAAUUUGAACCAAGAUCAUUAUUUAUGGGUAUGUGAAAAGCAGAGUCUAUAACAUGUAUUCGCUUGGUGUGUCAAGCUUAUUUUUGUCUUUUUUUAAUCCAUACAUUAGAACCAGUGUAUAUAAUUAAAUUUCUUAAAUGUGUUGAUUUCCUAACUUAAUAAAAAUAUUGCCAUGCAAUUUUAGACAAA
Messenger RNA from Lates calcarifer (barramundi perch), 16430 nucleotides. RefSeq names its product KIAA1109 ortholog. Gene Ontology annotation, biological process: synaptic vesicle endocytosis. The record is from RefSeq and is a predicted model, not a curated record. Lineage: Eukaryota; Metazoa; Chordata; Actinopteri; Centropomidae.